AUGACAUGCCAAUAAGCCUUCGAUGAUCAGCCACAAUAAAGUAUCGAGGAAUAUUUCAACUAAGAUUUAACUGUUUCAAAUGGUUUGAGUCUAAAAAACUUUGAAAUAAUUAAAUCUAUCGGCUCUGGUGGCUUUGGUACAGUAAGUCUGAAGGAUAAUUCAACCACUCCCUCUUGGUAUUUAUGUAUUCUGAUGGAUUACGCAUCUAAUGGUGAUCUUAGUUAGUUAAUUGAGAGACAUAAAUCUGAAAAACAGCCAAUCAACGAAGAAGUGAUUUGGAAUAUAUGCAAGCAAGUAGCAAUAGGUCUCCAGUAUCUACAUUAAAAGAAAAUAAUUCACAGAGAUAUUAAGCCUUAGAACAUCCUUAUUACAACUUACAACUAAUAUAAGAUUGCGGAUAUGGGGAUAUCUAGAAACUUAAACUCCAACAACUCAUAGCUGCAUACUUCUAAAAUUGGGACUCCAUUAUAUCAGGCACCUGAGCUAAUAAGAAAGCAGCCUUACGACUACAAAAUAGACAUGUGGGCUUUAGGUUGUCUUCUACAUUAUUUAGCAGCUUAGGAGCAUCCAUUUACAGUACCUCCAUCUACUAGGGAUGUCUCACCAAUUAAAUAGAACAAUGGCAUUGUGAACUCUAGGACUUAGCUUGAAUAUUAAAUUUUGAAUCACACACCCAAGAAUAUUCCUGAAAUAUACUCUACAAAGCUUUAACUUUUGAUUUAGAAGUUACUCGAUAAAAAUAAGGAUAACAGGCCUAACUCAGAGGAGGUUUUAAAAUUGAUUCCAUCAUCUGAUUAACCUUUGUUUACACUAAAUGGAAAUUUAAGUUAGACCAAUUUUUAUCAAGCACCCCAAGUAAGCUAAAAAAGACACAGUGCUGCUAACAGAUCAGCUAACGCUUCAAAGGUAUAGGAAAGCUAUCCUUUAAAUUAAAAAACAUAAUAAGAAAAUGUGAAAACCUUAAAAAGAGAGUAAAUAGAUGAGAAAGUUAUAAAAUCUAGCAAUACAGAUUAAUAAGAAGAAAUGGAACGAGGAGGAAAUACUUUACAGGUUUCAGAAACAAAAGCAACAGAUGCAGAUUUUAACACUGCGCAGUUUACCUACUAGUAAUACAAUAAUAUAAAGUUAAAUAACUUUAGCAAGACAUUUUACAAAGCCUCAGAACAAAUUUAGUAAACCCCUCAUAAACAAAAAGCAAAAAAUAUGUUUGAAGGAUCUAAGAAAUAAAUCAGUCAUACACCAGGGAAAACCUAUGGAAAGAACUCAGUGCUAAAUAACAUCAUUGAUGAAAAAGAGCAAAUUCAGCCCAGUGAUUUCAGCUUGAGAGCUAAUAGAAGUCUAAUAUUGGAAUCACAAAAUUAAAUGAGCAAAAGCCCUGAUAUAACUUAAAACAUCAAUUUAAAGGAUGAGAUAAGAUAGAUUUAUGAUAGUCAAAGAGCAGCCUAAGAAUAAGUCAGAAACUUCGCUAAUUUGUCAACUCUCGAUGAUAGAAAAAAAGAAUUUGAAAAAUAUUAGUUGAGGAAUUCCUACCAUCAAUUAAAUCAGAAGAAGGCUAGAUAUAAUUCUAACUAUCCAACUUAGAGGAUCUAUGCUCCUACAAUUCCUCAAACAAAUCCUCAGAAGAACAUACCUAUCACUGUUCAAAGCAAAUCUAAUUUCCCUUAAAAUCAAUCUCUCACCUAAUUUUCUAACUACAACAAUAAGCAGAAUGUUCAGAUCAUAGGUGCUAAUUAUUAAAAUAGCUUGAAUAAUCAAAACAAUUCCCCAGACUUGAAAGCAACUUAAAAUCAAGAUUAAAAAGUAGCAGUUUCAAUUUAUGAUCCUCUUCUUAGCAAUGACAACUAUGAUCUCUAAUAAACUAUUCAAAAUACCAAUGAAGCAAAAGCUUCACAUAAAACACCAAAUAUCAAUUCUAUUAAGGUUGACGGUCUUUCAAGUGGAGGUAAAAGUUAUCAGUAAAAUAAUUAGUUUCAUAUUUCUUUGAAGCAUCAUCAUAGAAAAGUUGUAGCAACUGGGACAGCAUCAGUAGAGCGCUAUAGUGUUAGUAGCUAGCAAAAUCAUCCUCUAGUGAGUAGUACACUCAAGUAAAAUAGUAUUUAGUAGUAAUUUUUGGCAAGUCAACUGCCUAAGAUCAAUAAGAAUGUGUUUUUGAAAACUAAUUUUAGGAAUUAGAGGUUAACUGUUAGAGACCUCGCGUAAUGA
Messenger RNA from Stylonychia lemnae, 2202 nucleotides. NCBI's taxonomy places the organism in Eukaryota, Ciliophora, Spirotrichea, Sporadotrichida, Oxytrichidae. The record is from the annotation of a GenBank genome assembly.